Messenger RNA from Scheffersomyces stipitis CBS 6054, 1296 nucleotides. RefSeq names its product pepsin-like aspartic protease. Bases 1 to 1296 code for a protein of 431 amino acids. Lineage: Eukaryota; Fungi; Ascomycota; Pichiomycetes; Serinales; Debaryomycetaceae. Gene Ontology annotation, biological process: proteolysis. The transcript has 3 exons. Gene Ontology annotation, molecular function: aspartic-type endopeptidase activity. The record is from RefSeq and is a predicted model, not a curated record.
AUGAAGUACAUCAACAGUUUACUCUUUCUCUCAUAUCCAUUAUUUGUCAUUGCAGGUAAUGGUGGUUUCAUUAAAGUACCCUUUGACGUUAAGAAAGGAGCUGGUGUUCGUACUUCACCCAUUAUUAACAAAGAACAAAUGAAAGACGUUCAGGACACUGUCGAUGUGGACUUGACCCUGAGAGCCACAUUCUAUUCGGUUAACCUCAAUAUUGGAAGUAAUGGUGACAGUGUUGAGGUAUUGCUAGACACAGGGUCUUCCGAUCUUUGGGUUGUUGGUGCAGACAAUGAAGAUUGCCAAGUCAAUGGUGGACCCAACGACUGUAACCAAUAUGGAACUUUUGAUGAACAGAACUCGACCUCGUGGACGACCAAUCAACAGGUUUUUUCUAUUAAAUACGCAGAUAACACCACUGCCCAAGGCUACUAUGGUCAGGACAAGAUCGACUUUGGCGAUGGAAUGGUGUUGAGCACAGGAACUUUUGCCGUAGCAAACCAAAGCAAUGACACUUUCGGUGUUUUCGGCAUUGGCUUCGAGGCAAAUGAAGCAACUGCCAACAAAUACACCAAUAUCCCUUCUUCACUCAAAACGGAGGGCCUCAUAAAUAAGGUUGCAUAUUCUCUCUAUAUCAACUCUGAGAAUGCUACCACUGGUUCAAUUUUGUUUGGAGGAAUCGACAAUGCCAAGUAUCAAGAUGACUUGGUUCCAAUUAAUAUUGUGCAAAAUAACGGUGAAUACUCAAAAAUGCAAAUACAUUUGUCAUCUAUUAAGGUCUGCCUCAACAAUUCCUGUUCUGAUGUUGCAAACUCCCCGCUGAAUAGUUUGUCUUCUUCAUCUUCCGUUUCAUCGUCUUCUUUGUCUUUCUCAUCUGAUGAAGAUGGGGUAGUUGACACCGCUAAUGCUCCAUUCAUGAUAGAUUCUGGCUCAACCUAUUGCGAUUUUCCGAGCCAAAUUAUCACGAGCAUUGCUGAUCAAGCGGCUCCUGGUUAUCAAUAUUCACAAGCUCUUGGAGGAAACGAAGUUCCUUGUUCUCUUAAGGACGAUGGAAAUAGCCUUCAACUUACCUUUGACAACAAAAAAAUGAUUGAAGUUCCAUUCAAGGAUUUAAUUCUAGACAAGACAAACCCAUCUACCGGGGCACCAGCAUGUAUCCUCAAGUUGGGCUACAGUGACUAUUCUGUACUUGGUCUUGACUUCUUGAAACAUGCAUACACUGUUUUCAAUCUUGACGACAAGACUAUUUCUCUAGCUCAAAUGAUUUACACUCAAGAUGAAAAUAUUUCUGCUAUUGAAUGA